This is a messenger RNA of Mercenaria mercenaria, 1640 nucleotides long. RefSeq names its product chromosome transmission fidelity protein 18 homolog. Lineage: Eukaryota; Metazoa; Mollusca; Bivalvia; Venerida; Veneridae. The record is from RefSeq and is a predicted model, not a curated record. The transcript is spliced from 12 exons. Gene Ontology annotation, molecular function: ATP binding; ATP hydrolysis activity. The annotation marks the transcript as partial.
ACCAAUUUUAUGAUAUAAACGCGGGAAACGGUUGUACUCGGUUACGAAAAAUGGAUGACUUUGAGGAACAAUAUGCAGACGAAUUAGAGGCACUUGAAGACUUUGAUGUUCCUGACAGAGUGUCACCAAAUCCACGUAAAUCUCUUCAGUUUACAACACCUAAGAAUAAACAAUCAGUAGAUUCACCUGUUGGGAGCCCCAUGAUACCUCUGACUGGUUCCCUACUCAAGAAUGGAGACCACAGGAAGUUGAAUGGUUCCAGUCAGAAGAAGAGAGGAAGAGAAGAGCAGACACAGUCUGAUAGUGACCUUGAGUAUGAAGAUGAUGACCUUGAUGUGUUAGUUCCAGCUUCUAAGAAGAGCAGAGUAGAUGCUGAUCAACUGGAUGAAGAUGAGCUGUGGGGUGACGACCUUGCACCUACCCAAAAGGUCAAGGCAAAAGGUCUCCAUGACAGCAAGGUCAGAAAGGUCACAGAAGUGUUACAGGAUGUUGAGGCUCCUCCCUCUCCAGAUAGGAGAGCUAUAGAGAGAAUUCUGGAACACAGGAAUAAACAGACUGUCAGGGAACUGAGUAUUGAUAGUCAGCAAGGCAGGGUUGAAACUCGAGCUGAAGAUUAUGAUUUUGAACGUCCGCGGGUAUUCAAAAGAAUUCCAACCACUUCAUACCUGCCAACAACGGGAACGGAGGGUAACCGUGUAUACAUGGAGGUAAAGGAUGAUAUAGACUAUAAUAAACAGUUUGAGAGUUUUGGGAAGACGUUGAAGGGUACCAGUUUGCUUAAUGUGCCAAUAUCCGUUUUACGCGAACAACUUGAAGAAGAGAGAAGAAACAUGUUAAUAGCAGAGUCACAAAGAAUAAGUGAUGAAGUACGCAGGCAGUUGGAAGAGGACCAGGGUUUCAUGGAUGAUGAUGAAGAGGAGGAUAAGGAAAACCACGCCCCGUCCCUGGAUGAACCCCAGGGUCCACAGAAAAUGCUCUGGGUAGAGAAAUACACACCUAAUAGAUACACAGAUUUACUGAGUGAAGAGAACAUCAACCGUUCCUUGUUACACUGGCUGAAGAUGUGGGACUAUGUCGUGUUCGAUAAAGAAUUGCCCAUCAAACCAAAGGAAAAGAAAAAGGAAGAAAAUAAAAAAUUCAAGAAGAAAAAUCAACCUGAAGUCCUGGAGGAGUUAGAUAAACAUAGACGACCAUUGCAGAAGGUAGCAUUGCUGUGUGGUCCACCAGGGUUAGGAAAGACAACUCUUGCUCAUAUUAUAGCUAGACAUGCAGGUUAUAAUGUUGUGGAAAUGAAUGCUAGUGAUGAUAGAACUGCGGAUGUGUUCAAAAAUAAAAUAGAAUCAUCAACCCAGAUGAAAGCUGUUCUUGGAGCAGAUCCCCGCCCAAACUGCCUUGUUAUUGAUGAAAUUGAUGGUGCCCCUCAGGCUGCUAUAAAUGUAUUACUGAAUGUGAUAAAAAAAUCAGAUACUCCAGAAGAGGGGAAGAAAAAGAAGAAAGAGGAAGGAGGAAUAUUACGGAGACCCAUUAUCUGUAUCUGCAAUGAUCAAUAUGUACCAGCAUUGAGACAGCUACGACAGAAUUCUAUGAUCCUGAACUUCCCUCAGACUGAACCAACAAAGUUAGCAGGCAGAUUAUAUGAG